UUAGGAGUUGAAUAGUGGAGAGAAAUGAAAACAAAAAGAAAGGAAAACACGGGAAACUAGGAAAGAAAGGACAGGCGUGGAAGGCUUCUCAGAUAAAACCCUUCGUCUGCUUUCUUCGUCUGGCUCUCCCUCUCUCUCUCUCUCUCGCUCUCUCAGACAAUUUGCUGAGGAAGAAUUUUGAUAUGGGGCUGCGUUCAAGUUUUGAAACUUUCAUUGUAUAAUGAGCAGAGGCUUCAACCUCUUCUUCUCAGAAGAAGAUGGCUCUGCAGGAAGAAGAAACCCAACAGCUACAAAGCCCUCAAAUGGUCCUUGAUGGUCUCUUCUGUGAGGAGGAGAGUUUUGAGGAAGAAGAUGGUAUCGAGGAAGAAGGGAGGAAGAAUGCUGAUGAGUAUGUGAAAAAGCACUCACUUUUCCGUUCAGUUUUGGUAGAGAAUGACAUGGUUUGGGAUAAUGAUGAGCUUGUGUCCCUAAUUAUUAAAGAAGGAGAAACCCAUGUUUGUCUGAGCAGUCUGAUCUCAGAUGGACCUUUGAUGGUAGCUCGGAAAGAGGCUGUGGAUUGGAUUUUGAGGGUUAAGGCGCACUAUGGGUUCUCUGCUUUGACCGCUUUUCUCGCUGUGAAUUACUUCGAUAGGUUUGCUUCUGGCCUGAUGUUCCAGCGGGACAAGCCCUGGAUGAGCCAUCUCGCCACCGUGGCUUGUCUUUCUCUGGCUGCCAAGGUGGAGGAGACCCAAGUGCCACUUCUCUUAGACUUGCAAGUGGAGGAAUCAAAGUAUGUGUUUGAAGCAAAGACUAUUCAGAGAAUGGAGCUUCUAGUGCUGUCCACUCUUCAAUGGAGGAUGAAUCCGGUGACCCCAAUUUCCUUCUUUGAUCACAUCAUCAGGAGGCUUGGUUUGAAGACCCACUUGCAUUGGGAGUUUCUGUGGAGGUGUGAGCGCCUUAUUGUUUCUGUCAUUGCCGAUUCGAGGGUUAUGAGCUAUCUUCCGUCGGUAUUAGCUACUGCAACAAUGCUUCAUGUUAUUGAAGAUGUUGAGCCAUAUAAUCCCCUGGAAUAUCAGAACCAGCUUACUAAUGUUCUUAAAAUCAGUGAGGAAAAACUAAAUGAGUGCUACAAGCUUAUCCAGGAAAUAUCUGAGAGCCAUGGCCACAAUCAUAAUCGAAGUAACAAGCGAAAGCAUCUGUCAGCACCGGGCAGCCCAAAUGGCGUUAUUGAUGCAUCUUUCAGCUGUGAUAGCUCUAAUGACUCAUGGGCUGUGGCAUCAUCAUCCCCAGAGCCUUCUUUCAAAAGGAGCAGAGCACAGGAUCAGCAGAUGCGGUUGCCUUCACUAAACCGUGUCUGUGGGUGUUCUUGGUAGCACUCGUUAAUCUUUCAUUGUCUUAAUGUCUACUAGUAAACAUGGUAUCAUAAAUUUCCUCUUCUUCAUAUUAUUGGUAGUAUCUUUUUUGUAACUUGCAAUUAUGUUGUGUUCCAUGAUUUAGUAUUGCAUUCUGCUGAAUCUAUAUUAAUGAGUAUGGAGAUCACAUCUUACACCCCAUUUUCUGAUUUGGGUUGGGGGGUUCUAUGGUGGUCUUGGAAUAAAAAGAAAAGUGAAUGUGCUUCUUUACCAGA
Molecule: messenger RNA, 1606 nt
Organism: Juglans regia (Persian walnut)
Lineage: Eukaryota; Viridiplantae; Streptophyta; Magnoliopsida; Fagales; Juglandaceae
Product: cyclin-D3-2-like
Exons: 4
Coding region: 258-1352 (364 amino acids)
Biological process (GO): regulation of cyclin-dependent protein serine/threonine kinase activity; mitotic cell cycle phase transition
Cellular component (GO): nucleus; cytoplasm; cyclin-dependent protein kinase holoenzyme complex
Molecular function (GO): cyclin-dependent protein serine/threonine kinase regulator activity
Source: RefSeq, a predicted model, not a curated record